Molecule: messenger RNA, 3912 nt
Organism: Coregonus clupeaformis (lake whitefish)
Lineage: Eukaryota; Metazoa; Chordata; Actinopteri; Salmoniformes; Salmonidae
Product: melanocyte protein PMEL
Exons: 12
Coding region: 1629-3596 (655 amino acids)
Biological process (GO): melanosome organization
Cellular component (GO): melanosome
Source: RefSeq, a predicted model, not a curated record
CCGUGAGCAGUCUUCUGGGUAACAUGGAGACAACUGUGAUGGCCAGUGCUCCCCAGUCUCGUACUACUUCCAGAGCAGAUAUGGAAGAAAUGCUCUCUGAGGCAACAGCAGAGCACCCAGCGAAAACAAUGGCCUCUGCAAAAGUUGAGGCGAUUGCCGAUGAUUUGGUGGAAAAUGUCAUUGACAUGUGUAGUGAAAUGGAUUUAGCUGGCCAGCUACCACUACAUGACGAUCCUGAAGGUCCAUCAAAUGUUCCUGGAUCUGAUGAAAGCCUCACUGAAUCACAGACCCCUUCAGUAAAGGUUGAAGACCACAAGGUAAAGUCAAUUGUGAUGCAAGGAGGAACACUUGUGUCUCCUGGUGAGAAGACAGCUGAUGAGAAAAGUGUGAUCAAAGUGACCUAUGUUUUUGACUCAAAGACACCUUCCCCUAGAAGGAAACCUCAGCAGGCCACCAGAAGCACCUCUUUCCCUAACCUCUAUCUCACCCUUGCAGAUGGAGUUCUUGACCAGAUCAGCACAGAACUUUUCAAAUAAAUCCUGGCCCAAUCGGUGAGGAAUGAGGUAAGACACUCCGUCUCUUUGCCUCAGUUUGGAUCAGUGAACAUCGAAAGUGAGGACUGCUUGGAGAGAGAAAUUAUUGAGGAUAUGUUGAAAAGUUUAUCCAGAAAAUUGAGCAAAGACCAGGCCUGUCAGCUGACUGAGAAUGCUAAUGAGAAUGCUGUUUCACUCGGCCCCCAACUGGAGUUGCCGCCAAAUAAUUGAUCAUCGAAGUUCUGGAGCAGGUCAAGACUAAAAUGAUUGAUAUUAUUAGACAGAAUCCUCCCAACAGGGCAAUUUCCCCCAAGGAAAGCCAGACUGCCAUUAAUGCUGUGAGCAACAUUUUGGGAGGUAUGGGAACUUCCCUCAUGGCAAGUAACACACAGUUAAUUCCUGCUGUCACCGGACUUAAUCCCGACCUAGACAAUGUCACACACUUGGAGGCACAAUCAAACUCAACUGAAGGUUUUGAGGGAUAUCCAGGGAUCUGGAUGACAUCCCUGAAGAUGCAAUACAUUGCCUCAGGCCUCAUGGACACGAUCUAUGAUAACCAACUGGAUGAAGAUGGUGUCCUCCGACGGAGCGCUGGUGCAAAAACCUCACAGGAAGACCUUGAUUUUCAGAAGGUAAUUACUUCAAAAACAGCCUCCUCAGACAAUUGCAUUCCUGUCAAAAAAUGUCUGUCAAUGUCCUACCUUGAUGUUUUGAAGAAGCAUGAAGACACUGGCAACACUAGUCACCGUAGUAGAAGCCUUGAUUCUUUCUCCGUAAUUGGUGUACCUACUUCAACCUCAAAGGUUUCACACGGCACAGAAUUGAAACUGACUCCGUUGCCAAAGGUUGUCUCUGCAUCAUCCUCACUCUAUGCAAUGAGUAACUGUUCAAGCCCGUUGGAGUAUACCUCCAGUGAGUCUGAUAUCCCUAUUGACAAAGAGGCAUAAAUGAUUUAUUCUACAGACGAAGAAUAUGUUUGGUCCAAAUCCCCAGUACCAAUCCUCCUGACCUCCCUCCAAAUCAGUCUUCAAUGUCUCCGGCCUUGUACCUACUCCUCCAGAGGGAGAGCCUAAAGUGAGGCUGCCAUGGUGCCCAAUGCGCCGCCUCUGGAAGGUUCCGAAGCAGCCCCCCAACAAUUUGCACGUUUACAGGAAUCCUCUUAAUUUCCCCACUGAGACUAUGCGAUCGACCAGUCCAUCACCAUCGAGGAUGACUCCCCAACUCCAGAGGAGGCCCAGAGGCCAAGAGCCCAAAAGUCACUUCACACAAUAUCCAUCAUGGAAUACGAAAAUGUAUCCGGUGUGGAAAGAUGAAGACCCUCGCUACAAAGACUCUUGGAAAGGUGGCAAGGUGAAGUUCAUUGUGGGUAAUGACGCACCGACCCUGACUGCAGCCAAGGUGACCUUUACCAUCGAGCUGCAGUUCCCACACAACCAGAAGGUCAUGCCUGACGGAGAGGUGGUAUGGGCCGAGAACUGCACCGUCAAUGGAACACACUACCAUCAGUCUGAGCUAGUGUAUCCUGCACAGAACACGGAGUGGAACGGAGUCUUUCCCGACGGCACACCCUUCAAGAAGGGUGGUGACAAACCCCCUCCGUAUGUGUUUGUAUGGAAAACAUGGGGUCAGUACUGGCAGGUGUCUGAUGGCCCCUCCUCCUCCCUCACCAUCGGGACAGACAAUGUCCCUCUGGGCUCCUACAUCGUGGACAUUGUCAUCUACCACUAUCGCAGCCACGAGAAGUUCAUCCCUCUGGGAUAUGCCUCCACACAGUUCUCCAUCACUGAUCAAAUCCCCUUUGCCGUCUCAAUGACCCAAGUGAACGACAUCAACGAGGCAGACCUGAGCUUCGUCCAGAACAGAGCGAUAGCAUUCACGAUCAGCCUCCACGACCCCAGCGAGUACCUGAGUGACGCUGACAUCACAUACAACUGGGACUUUGGUGACAGCAGCGGAGCUCUCAUCUCCAGAGAGCUGACUGUCACCCAUACCUACAUAGUGGCUGGUGGCUUCAAGCCCCAGGUUGUUGUACAGGCCGUUAUCCCUGAUAAAGCAUGUGCCACACCAGCUGGUGUUAUCCCCACUGGUAACGCUGUCACUGUAGGGCCUGCAAACCCGGCAGGCACAACAGUGAGCGCUCCUGUUGCGGAUGCAUCAGCUGCUCCAGUAAUGGCGGCCACACAGGGAGUUACAAUAAACGUAGGCCCAUCAGCCCCUGCUGAGACUGACACAGAGGAGGACAUGACUGAGGUGGGAGUCUCCACCGCUCAGCACACAAAGACACCUUCUCCAGUCAACCCUGACACCCCAACUGUCUCUGCUGGUUUAGCAACAGCUGCUUCUGAGGAAGUAGAGCCAGCAGGGGAGACUGCUACGGCCCAAGCUCCCGUGGUGAUAGUUGUUAAGCGUGAAGCAGGUGACAAACCCAAGGAUGAUGACUGUGUGAUCUAUCGCUAUGGGUCCUUCUGCACUGGCAUUGACAUUGUUGAGGGCAUUGAGAGUUUGAAGAUAGUGCAAGUGGAUAAUGCUCUGAUCAAGACUGAUGAAUCUGAGGUUGAACGAAAUGUAGUGGAUCUAACUGUCACCUGCCAUGGGAGCCUUCCCACAGAGGUGUGUACAGUGGUGUCCGAUGCAGACUGUCUGAUGCCCGUCCACACCAUGUGUAACACAGUGGCGCCCUCUUCUGAGUGCCAGCUAGUACUGCGUCACUUUUUCAAUGACUCUGGCAUCUUCUGCAUCAAUGUGUCCAUGACCAAUGAUGUCAGUCUGGCAGUCACCAGCGCCAAAGUUAGCGUGACCGUGGGUUCCGGUCUGUCCUCAGCGGGCACUGCAGCCAUGGUGAUGGGGGUCCUGAUCGUUGCUCUGGUCGCUGGAUCUGUGGCCUACACUUACAAACGGUUCAAAGCCUACCGUCCUCUGAAGGAGGAGUCUGUGGUUGGCUCCUCCUCCCAGAGCGCAGAGGGCAGUUCUGGUUGGAGCUCUGGGCCUCUACUGUUCUGGAACCUUCUGAGUCGACAGGCUCCUGUAGAGAACAGCACACUGCUUGAUGACAGGCUUGUGUGAAUGGACAACAACAACAACCCAUUCAACUGCAAAAUACACAAUACAUAACAGUCAAGAAACAUUUUAUUUGCACAUAUAGUCAUCUGACAUGUUUUGUUUUUUCUUUUAUACAUUUUAUUUUUAACUACAAGUUCAUGAAUGUGUAUAAUUUGGCUUAUUUCCAUCAAACUAAACAUUUUCAAAGAACAUAUGUAUGGUAAGACCUACAGUGAUUCUACAUUUUUAUACUGGAGGUUUGACCAGUGAAUAAUAGUGGAAACUACUGUGAUGUUAGACAUUUUACUAUCUUUCCCCCAUUAAAAUUCCCCCAAAACUG